Messenger RNA from Lepidothrix coronata (blue-crowned manakin), 3828 nucleotides. It is a transcript of the gene SBK1, whose product is annotated as SH3 domain binding kinase 1. Gene Ontology annotation, biological process: peptidyl-serine phosphorylation; peptidyl-threonine phosphorylation. The transcript has 4 exons. The record is from RefSeq and is a predicted model, not a curated record. Lineage: Eukaryota; Metazoa; Chordata; Aves; Passeriformes; Pipridae. Bases 807 to 1988 code for a protein of 393 amino acids. Gene Ontology annotation, molecular function: ATP binding; protein serine/threonine kinase activity.
GGUUUUUCUGGUGGGGUGAUGUGCCCCCAUUGUCCCCGGGAGUGAGCAGGGCUGAGGGCCAGCUGGCCCUGCCCUGGGGACCCGGUGGGCAGGCAAUGGGCAGGUGCCGUUCGGGGCAUUUGUCUUUGCAGAUCCCAACCGUGCGGUGCUGCUGGCGCUGGUGGAAGAGUUUUGGGAGGGAGAUGAUGACAGGCUGAUGAAACCAAUCAAACAAUGAAGUAAUCAUAAAUCCCCGGUGCCGGCGGUGAAGGCGGGAGCAGCUGGAGGCUGGAGGAGCUGAGGUCCUAACGAAACCAUCCCGCUCAGCAGCAGAAAUCCCGGGAGGCCGAAGCACUGAAAGGUGGCCAAGGUCCUGUCACCAGGGCUGAUGGACAGAGACAGCACAGCACAGUGUGGAUGAGGGCGGGGAAAAUCCUGCUGGCAGCUCCGGGGGAGCAGUGCAGAGGGCACGGAGGACAGCAGCAGGAAGGAAGAGUGGUGGCUCCCCAGGAGCUGUUGGAGGAGAGAGUUCUGGUGCUGCUUUGUUUGCUCUUCACAAAUUUGCCUGCGAAACCUGAAUCCUGGGACCAGAGGCUGAGGAAUCUUGUCACAGGCUGAUAGUCAGGAUGGGAGAUGGAUCCCACAGCGGGAGACACUACGGAUGGGUGUGAGGGGGCCUGACCCUGCCCCACAGCUGGGACAUCCCCACCGGGAGAGCAGCUCCUGCCAACUGGGAUCCUGCACGUGGCUGGGCAUUCAUUGGCUUUGCUGAAGACGAGCCUGGUGCUGAGAAGGCUGCUCUAGUCUAGGCAAGGAGCUGCGCAACCAUGAGCGCGGGUUCGAUUGAGCAGGAGCCGUCGCGCAAGCUGGCCUGCUGCGGGGUGCCCCUCAUCACCGAGGACAUGCAGUCCCUGGCCAUCCGCACCCUCUCAGGCACCGACAUCAGCAAGCACUACGACCUCAUCCGCGAGCUCGGCAAGGGCACCUACGGCAAGGUGGACCUGGUGUCCCACAAAAGCACAGGCACCAAGAUGGCCCUGAAGUUCGUCAACAAGAGCAAGACGAAGCUGAAGAACUUCCUGCGGGAGUUCAGCAUCACCAACACACUCUCCUCCAGCCCCUUCAUCAUCAAGGUCUUUGACGUAGUCUUCGAAACUGAGGACUGCUACGUCUUUGCUCAGGAGUAUGCCCCUGGUGGGGACCUCUUCGACAUCAUCCCGCCGCAGGUGGGGCUCCCCGAGGAGCUGGUGAAGCGCUGUGUGCAGCAGCUGGGCCUGGCCCUCGACUACAUGCACAGCAAGAGCCUGGUGCACCGGGACAUCAAACCGGAGAACGUCCUGCUCUUCGACCGCGACUGCCGCCGCGUCAAACUGGCCGACUUCGGCAUGACCCGCAAGGUGGGCUGCCGGGUCAAGCGCAUCAGUGGCACCAUCCCCUACACGGCGCCCGAGGUGUGCCAGGCCGGCCGGGCCGAGGGCUUUGCUGUGGACACCAGCAUCGAUGUCUGGGCUUUCGGGGUGCUCAUCUUCUGCGUCCUCACCGGCAACUUCCCCUGGGAGGCGGCGGUGGCGUCCGAUGCCUUCUUCGAGGAGUUCGUGCGGUGGCAGAAGGGGCGGCUGGGGGGGCUGCCCUCGCAGUGGCGGCGCUUCACGGACAGUGCCCUGCGCAUGUUCCAGCGCCUGCUGGCCCUCGACCCCGAGAAGCGCUGCCCCGUCAAGGAGGUUUUCUACUUCAUCAAGUGCGACCUGAUGGCCGAGGUGCGGUGCCGGCCCUCCUACCGCUCCCGCAAACACACCAGGGACAAGCUCCCGGCCGGCUCCCACUGCCACGAGGCCGCCGGCUCCUGCACCCCCGCCCCGCUCAAGAGGACCGUCCUGACAGAAGGGAGCGGAGCGCGCGGCCCCGAGUCCAGCGCGGCCGCCCCGGGGACGGCCAGCAGGACAGAUGGACGGCAGGACAAAGGCAAAGGACAGAUGGUCCUGGCCACAGCAAUAGAGAUCUGCGUCUGACGGCGCCGCGGCAGCGGCCGCACGACCCGUCCUGUCCCCCCGCCCCGGCAACAGGGAUGGGAGGAGUUGCUCGUGGUGGAGGCACGAGCCGGGACCAGGCUCUGGGUCUCCCAAAGCAAAAAAAAAGGAAAAGAAACACAAACGAAGAGGAAAAGGACAGAACUGGUUGCGCUCCGUAGCGCCGAGGAUGCCAAUGCCCCCACCCUGCCUGGGUGAGGCCGGCAGCGGGAGCCCAGCCAAGGGCACCGCGCGCUGCCAGGGAGGACAGGGGUGCCCACGGUCCUGCCAUGGCCAUGCUGCCCCUCCGAGGCUUCCCACAGGGUGGCAUGGGGAGAGGUCUCCCAGUACAGGGAGGAAGAGUCGGGAGGGUAGUGGAUGGGAGGUCCGAGGCAGGCAGUGCCCACUGGCUCUCCCCCACCCUGUGCUUGAUCCCUGGACUGGGAGCGGGAAGGCCGAUGACCCCAUACCAUGGAGGAGGCCUUUGGGGAGGUUUGGGUGGGUGAUGAUUUGUCCCCUUCUACCAAUCCCUGCCCCACUGGUGGGGACCAGGAAGGGAUGAGGAGAUGGGCACCGGGCUGGUGAUGGGGAGCUGGGGGGUUUCAGGCAGCCCAGGACCCCUGGCAACCCCGGCUGCCUCCCCGUGGUGGGAGGUGCUGGCAGCCAUCGAUGUAGCAAGUGUCCCUGUCUGUGUGUCAUUGUGUGUCCCACCACUGCCACUGGCAGCCCCUGUCGCCCCUGCCCUGCCCCACAUGGCCCCAGACCCCACUGGAGGGACAGGUCCCUCCAGCCGGGAGCUGUGCUCUGGGCUGUGGCCCGUGGCCACAGUGCCAUCCAGCAGGUUGGAUGCUCAGGGCCAAGCUGGCUCUGCCAUAGUGGCAUCUCUGCAGACUCUCUGUCCCUGGGGACUGGAAGAGGUGGCAGCAGUGCAGCCCCAGGCUGGCCUGCACACCCCGGGAGCAGGGGAGGGGGCUCCGAGCGGCCUCCAGAGAGCCAGCCUGGUUCCCUGUGCUCAUUCCAUCACCCCUCCUCGCUGUCACCCCUUCCCCAAACUCUGUCACUCUCCCCUGGGGCUGGCGGGGAGGAGGCGGUGGGAUGGACCCCCGGGGCUGGCUGCAGCAAGGCAGGGGGUGGUGGCAGGAGCCGCUGGUGGUCCCUUAGUGACAAGGUCACGGGGGAGUGUGUGUGGGACACAAUUCCCCUCGUGGUUUUGGGCACCCAGCAGAGUGGGGGGCUCACCCGGAGAGGGUGGGGGGCACCCCAAGGCGGCAGCACUCUGGUAUGGUUUGGGCUUCCCUCCCAUCGGGUGGGUGCCGGGGGGACCCCCUGUGCCCCCCGGCGCCGCAAUUCCCGCACCAAGGGCUAUCCCGCUAUCCAGCAGCAGCAGCAGCAGCAGUUUACAGAGCAGGCGGGCGGACCCCCCGCCCCCGCUGCUGCCCCCCGGCCCCUCUGCCCCCCGCCCGCGGUGCCGGGCCCCGGGCGGCCUUAGAAGUAGCAUUGCCCCUAAGUAGAGACGCUCUAGGCACCGGUUUUUCUCCUUUUUGCCUUAGGUCCCUCGAUGUCCUCAAUCUUUCGUGCAAUAAUGUAGAUAAGGGAUCCCGGGAGGGCUCGGCGGUGCCUCUCUGGGAGGGCUCGGCGGCACCUCCCGGGGGUCUGUCCCGGGGGGGUGCCCCGUGUGAUUUCUGUCCCCAUCGAGGUCGCUGUGUCGGUAGGUUGUCGGGUUUUUAUUUCCAGUUCCCUCAGCUGUCGGGUUUCAGACCUUCUUCCCGUAGGAGAGGCUGUAGUGUCACAGACGUUACCUCAGUUUGUCACUGUUGAAAAGGAUUAAAAAAAAAAAAACAAA